Molecule: messenger RNA, 306 nt
Organism: Rhagoletis pomonella (apple maggot)
Lineage: Eukaryota; Metazoa; Arthropoda; Insecta; Diptera; Tephritidae
Exons: 1
Coding region: 1-306 (101 amino acids)
Source: RefSeq, a predicted model, not a curated record
AUGCCAUUUGGACUCCGAAACGCGGCACAAACAUUCCAGCGCUUCAACCACGAGGCCCUCUCCGGUUUGGAAUUCGUGUACGCCUACAUCGAUGACCUGCUUAUAGCGUCAAAUAGUGUUCAACAGCAUAAGCAACAUCUUCGUUCCGUAUUUCAACGCUUGAGCCAAUUUGGUUUAUGCAUCAAUGCGGACAAGUGCGUCUUAGGUGCCACUGCCGUCGAUUUUUUUGGGGUAUCGGGUCUCAGCUCAGGGCUCAGCACCUCUUCCGGACCGGGUACAAGCACUUCGCGAUUUUCCGAAACCUAA